GCUACAGUUGAGGAAAAUGAAUAUGAACAAGAAGAUGAACAAGGAGGUUACGAAGAAUCGAGUACCCGAGAAUUUGUCGAAACUCAUAAUAAAGUUGUAAAGUGUGAUACUCACGAAGUGUGCUAUGAUUACCGUGAACCUCAAACGUGGUGUAAAUUGGAAGAGCACCAGCAAUGGACGGAUAAAGGAUGCUUCUGUGAUGAAAAAUUAAAAUCAUGCAUAAUUGAGCGGAAAAGUGGCAACAAAUUGCAAUAUGCUAAUUGCGCACCCUCUCACAAUUGGGAUUGUGCUGAUGAUGAUGAUAAUGACGAUUGA
Molecule: messenger RNA, 315 nt
Organism: Thelazia callipaeda (thelaziosis nematode)
Lineage: Eukaryota; Metazoa; Nematoda; Chromadorea; Rhabditida; Thelaziidae
Source: the annotation of a GenBank genome assembly